Molecule: messenger RNA, 2211 nt
Organism: Paralichthys olivaceus (Japanese flounder)
Lineage: Eukaryota; Metazoa; Chordata; Actinopteri; Pleuronectiformes; Paralichthyidae
Source: RefSeq, a predicted model, not a curated record
UCUGUAACAGUGCGUCCGUUGAACGCAGCCCCGUGGGUAACUGCGUGCUGACGUAGGACGUGAGAACAACAAACAGUUGUUGAACAAGCUAACGAGUGGCAGCGCCGGAGAGAGGCAGGUUCAGCGGACCCGCUCCGGACAGAAGACACCUGAGACACCUGACCGCCGGGAGUAUCUCGAGGAUUUAGCGCCGAGGAGUGAGCGCUGUUCGUGCCGGGAACUCCGGCUCGGCUCCCCCCGCCAGCGCCGACGUUAGCCACCGAAACAUGCCCGCUGCUGGGAGUGUGACGCCUGUUUUUCUUCUGGCUGUCGUUGGUCGACGGUUGUGAUGCGAACCGAGCCGCAGCGCGACAGAGGCAGAGACGAGGGCUCCAGCCGGAAAACACAUUUGUCCACACGGGAGAAUGGACUUUGUCGCGGGUAAACUGACGGGCUCAGUCGGGGACGCAGGCACGCUACCGCACACGGGCCUGGAUGUCAUUGUUGGGCAACAACUUUAGCAAGCUAGCUAACGUUAGCUCGCUCAAAUUCAUGCAAACGAGUCGGGUUUGGUGGAGGGCAGGGAGCUCACUUUGCUAGCGUAAUGGAGGCACCCUGAGCGACUUGUUCAUUUCAUUUGUCCACUUUAACACUGUCGACAAUGUGCUGACGAGCCUUUAGUCGGUUCUCUUCGAGGGAUAGGACUCUGUUGGCAGACAUUAUUAAGUGGUGGUUGCCUUGCUGGGCGAUAGUUGAGGAAAGUUGGGCUAAUAUAUAAUUACAGACACGGUGUCUGUUUCGCACAGGUAUCUCAUAUGGUUUUUUUUGUAUUGACAUUUGUGUAAAACUGCACUUUAAUUAGCCAAUUUGUGUCGAGGAUGCACAGAAGUCACAUGUGAAUUGGGGUUUGUGAAAACUGUAAUGUAAAUUAACUCUAAUACACAAAAACAGUCGGUUGAAUAGGUUGAAUAAUCAGAUUGCACUUGAAUAUAACUCGGUGAAUUAAGGACAUGUAAAGGUGCCCAUAUACAUAUAUUGUUAGACAGAGACAGGCUUAUCCGUGUCAGUCGGCUCCUGGUUAGUGUUUAAUAUAAUAUACAAGCUGUCUGGCACAGUUAAAGAUUGAGUUUCACUGGACAUGACACCAUGAAUAUCGAAGAGCAGCGUCUAGAUUUAUGCAAUGCAAAGACAAGAAGCAACGUGGAUGAUGAUCACAACACUACCAACAACACAGAAGGAGUCACCCCUCGGAUCUCUGAACUGAUGACUGAUAGUAACACUGAAAAGCAAAGCAUUGUUCCCACAGAGGCCUCUGAGACAUACGUGAUGCCUGAGCUCACUGACAACCUGCAGGCAGCUGAGGAGAACAACCACCAGGUACAAGACACACUGGAAAUCGAUGAGCUCAAUGGAAAUGGGACGAGCACCGCUCAGAACACCCCUGUGAUAGCUAACCCCACUGACUUCAUUUUCUCUAAUGAGGAGCACAAGGGUGAUAUUGGGGUGGAGGCAAUGAAGGAGGAUAAAGACACUGAUGUUGUUGUUGGUGGAAGGCAUGAUGGAGGGGACACGGACAUAGGUGUGGCUCUGAGUCUGGACAAGAGUGCAGAGUUGGAGGCUGAUUCGACAAACGCCACCUCAUUGUUAGACAAUACUUUAGAGUCAGAGUCUCCGUCUCAGGAUGUCCCGGCUGGCAGCACAGUAGAAAGCUUGUCAAAUGAAAGCCAGCCGAGCAGCACAGAGUCCCCUGCCUCGGACCAAGUUGGACUGUACCCGUCUGUGGAGGAGAGGGACGAUAAACACAAACCAAGUGGCAAAAAGGUGACGUUUCCCUCAGAUGAGGACAUUAUCUCUGGAGCAGUGGAGCCUAAGGACCCCUGGAGACAUGCUCAGAAUGUGACGGUGGAGGAGAUCCUCUCUUCCUACAAACAGGCCUGUCAGAAACUCAACUGUAAACCUAUACCCAAAGUGCUCAAACAGAUACAGGAAUUGAAAGACCUGACACAGCGAAACGAAUGCUUAGAUCUCAAAGGUGAGAGGCUGGACCACAAAGCCUGUGAGUCUCUGGAGGAGAUUUUGAAGAGGGUCCAGUUUAAAGUGAUAGACCUGGAGCAGACCAACCUGGAUGAAGACAUGUCCAAUUGUGUAAACACCGUUAGGGACUUCAGGGCUGUAGACAUGCACAGACAGAGACAGCGCUGCAGUGUGGAGCAGAGGGACACACAGCCCUGA